AACCACAAAAACCCUAGCUAUAUAAACACAAACGACCACAUCUUCUUCCUUCUCCUCUUCAUUAUUUGAGCUUCCAAGGGUUUUCCGCACCAUCUUCUCAUUCACAAAAACCCUAACCCUAAUUCUCACUUUUCUCUCUCUUCCGUCGUCUCUGCAACCAUGUCGAGGAGAAAGACCAAAGAACCUAAGGAAGAGACUGUUACUCUUGGUCCUACUGUUAAAGAGGGAGAACACGUUUUUGGUGUUGCACACAUUUUUGCCUCUUUCAAUGAUACUUUUAUCCAUGUUACUGAUUUGUCUGGAAGAGAAACCCUUGUUCGUAUUACAGGUGGAAUGAAGGUGAAAGCUGACAGGGAUGAAUCUUCCCCUUAUGCUGCUAUGCUUGCAGCUCAAGAUGUUUCUCAACGAUGCAAGGAACUUGGAAUUACCGCUCUCCACAUUAAGCUCCGUGCUACUGGAGGAAACAAGACCAAGACUCCUGGACCUGGUGCUCAGUCUGCUUUGAGAGCCCUUGCUCGUUCAGGCAUGAAAAUUGGCCGUAUUGAGGACGUGACUCCCAUCCCAACAGACAGUACCCGCAGAAAGGGAGGAAGAAGGGGAAGGAGGCUGUGAAUUAUCUUGGUCAAAUACUGGUCCUAUUGUCUUGUUUCUAUGGCUUGAGUAGACUAGUUUGCUGUUAAAGCCUUUCCUUUUCAUUUUUGAAGUCGAACUUGUAGUUUCGAAUUGCCCUUAUGCAUUAUGGAGGUUUGUUUGAAAGAUGCAAUUUUGAAGAUGCUUGAGAUUAAAUACAAAUCUUUUAUAGUUUAAUGGAUCA
Molecule: messenger RNA, 814 nt
Organism: Beta vulgaris subsp. vulgaris (sugar beet)
Lineage: Eukaryota; Viridiplantae; Streptophyta; Magnoliopsida; Caryophyllales; Amaranthaceae
Product: 40S ribosomal protein S14-2
Exons: 6
Coding region: 160-612 (150 amino acids)
Biological process (GO): maturation of SSU-rRNA from tricistronic rRNA transcript (SSU-rRNA, 5.8S rRNA, LSU-rRNA); ribosomal small subunit assembly; translation
Cellular component (GO): cytosolic small ribosomal subunit; ribosome
Molecular function (GO): mRNA 5'-UTR binding; structural constituent of ribosome; small ribosomal subunit rRNA binding
Source: RefSeq, a predicted model, not a curated record